CUAGACUGCAGUGCACCAGUUUAAUAAGAAGCUGCUUGAAGCUCAGCAAACUAUCACACUGUCACCACCCUCCAAAGGAUCAGUGCAUCGCCUUAAGUGUGACGCAGACGAAGUUGAGAGCCCCCAAGUUUGUGCUGCAUCAAAAACAAACCAACAUGGAUGUGUUUAAGAAAGGUUUUUCUAUGGCUAAAGAAGGUGUGGUUGCUGCAGCAGAGAAAACCAAGCAGGGUGUGACAGAAGCUGCAGAAAAAACCAAGGAGGGGGUCAUGUAUGUAGGAGCAAAAACUAAAGAGGGCGUUGUACACAGCGUGAGUACAGUUGCUGAAAAAACCAAAGAACAGGCCAAUGUGGUCGGCGGAGCUGUGGUCUCUGGAGUAAAUCAGGUAGCUUCAAAGACUGUAGAAGGCACAGAGAACAUCGUAGGCACUACUGGUUUAGUAAAAAAGGAAGAUCUACAUCCAGGUCAGCCAGAAGAACCUGCUGCCGAAGAAGAACCUGCAGUGGAGGCUACAGAAAGCACUGAGCAGGUUGGUGAUGGAGAGAAUUAACCUUUCACCUUUGUGUGCUGCUGGAAAUCUCUAAUAAAAACUGGCUAAGGACAUAGAAGGGAAGCAAUUAUUACCACAAGAAUACCACAGGCUGAAAGCCACUGACCGCCUGAAAUUUUCCUCUUAAAUUAACAAAUCGAUCACUGUAUGCAUUCAUGUCAUAAUUGUGAAUGUAGAGCUUUGUAAAGCAACUGUAGCACCAAUCAUAUGCUUAUCCUUUGUUAAAUAUCCUUCACAUCUCCAUGUUAUUUAUUUUACUGAACUUUGUUAGACCAUGAAAUCUGAAUCUGCAUGGUUUCACUAAUAAUUAUUUUUACUCUUUCAUUUUCUGCCAGUCUUAAUUUGCAUAUGUUUUUAUUUGAUGGCACCUAAUACUGAUCUUGAGUGCUGCGUUACUCCAUCUGUGAAUAGCUCUUUUACUCAAGCACCCUAUUGUAUCAACUGUUCCACUUUCCUUGUUAAGUUUUGCUUUGGUCACCAUGCAGCAUUAUCUUUAUAUUCACAUUGGCACUAUGAUCCCUUCUUUAAACUAUUUUUUUUGAGCCAUACAAAUAAAAUUUUAUUUGAGUAUGA
This is a messenger RNA of Xenopus tropicalis (tropical clawed frog), 1121 nucleotides long. It is a transcript of the gene sncg, whose product is annotated as synuclein gamma. The transcript is spliced from 5 exons. The record is from RefSeq and is marked provisional. Gene Ontology annotation, cellular component: spindle; centrosome; perinuclear region of cytoplasm. The coding region runs from base 156 to 548 and encodes 130 amino acids. NCBI's taxonomy places the organism in Eukaryota, Metazoa, Chordata, Amphibia, Anura, Pipidae.